AUGAUCUCAGCCGCUCUCGUUACCGUUAUUCUCAUAUGUGCAGUUCUUUACAUCCUUCGACCAAAGUCCUAUGACAAAGCUAAACAAGGGGAGUGGAUAGGAGAAGCCAAGGAAGGUGAAACAAGAGUCCUGAGAGGAUAUAAAGGUAUUGAAAAACUAACAGACUAUACCCCACAAGGUAAUGAAACUAUAGCAGACUUGGUCAAAAGUUUUCAAAACAAAAACAAGAGCGAAUUUAUUGGGUACAGAGAGUUGAUCAAGCAAGUAUCUGUAAACAAGAUCACAUCAAUUGUCGAUGGUAAAGAAGUUGUCAAAGAGCUCUUUAAAUACAAGAUGAGUGAAUACAAGUGGAUUUCUUCAUUAGAGUUUUAUCACAUGAUUUGCAGAUUAUCAUCGGGCCUGAGGAAAAUGGGAUUCAAAAAGGGUGACAAAAUUGGGAUCUUUUGUGAGACUCGAUAUGAAUGGAUGGCUUUUGCACUUGCGUGUGCAAGACAGGGGAUAGUCUUAGUCACUGUUUAUGCAACAUUAGGAGAAGAGUCUGUAAAAAUAGCACUCAAAGAAACUGAAUGUUGUGGGCUUAUCGUCUCUUCAGAGACUAUAACUAAGUUAAGCAAGGUCCUUCCAAGUGACCAAACGAUAAAAGUCAUUUCAGUUGACACAACAACGGAGAACUGCUUCACAUUUGAAGAGUUGAACAAAUCGGACGAAGACGAAGUCAACACUCCAAGUGUAUCCAGUGAAGAUGUUGCCUUCAUCAUGUACACUUCUGGUACAACAAAGAAUCCAAAAGGCGUUUUAGUUGGUCAAAAGCAGAUUCUCUUGUUAGCCAAGCCAUUUUUCGAUUCAUUGAACUUCUCAGAUGAAGUCUUCAUUGCGUAUUUACCUCUAGCACACAUCUUUGAGUUGUGUAUUGAGUUUGCAAUUAUGUCAUAUACAGGUACUCUGGCAUAUGGCAAUCCACGCACGUUAUUAAGUGUUGGAUGUAUUGAAUGUGACUCUGAUAUAGUCGCUCUCCAGCCAACUCUGAUCAUAGGUGUGCCCACUGUUUUCAAUAGAGUCCGAAAAGCUGUUUUAGAGACGGUAGGGAAAGCACCAAAGUUGAAACAAAGGCUCUUCUUUACAAGUCUGUCAUUGAAGAAGAAACUGAGCUUUGACUACAACUUACAAACGCCGUACUUGUUUCAACCACUUGUAAGUUUGAUUGACCAUGUCGUGUUCAAACCCCUCAAAACGACUUUAUUUGGUAGUCGUUUGAAGGCUAUUGUAGUUGGUGGUUCUGCUCUCCCUGUUGAAUUGCAAGUUUUUCUCACGACAAUACUGCCUUGGACUGAUGUGAUGCAAGGGUUUGGGAUGACUGAAUUGUGCGGUGCUUCAAGUUGUAUGCCACCAAAGGACUGCACUACGUCCACUAUUGGAUUGUUGUUCCAAGACUAUGAAGUAAAACUGAGAGACGUCCCCGAGUUAAAUUACUUGACUUCAUCACACCCUCCAAGAGGAGAAUUACUCAUUAGAGGCCCACCAGUGUCCAAAGGAUACUUCAAAAGACCUGAAGAGACUAAACAAGGAUUUACAGAAGAUGGAUGGGUGUGCACUGGUGAUAUAGCACUUAUCACUGAAGACCAUCAUAUAUGUAUUAUAGAUAGAAAGAAGAAUAUAGUGAAGCAACCCUGUGGCGAGUAUAUCUCUUUGGAACUUAUUGAGUCCUGUUAUUCCACGUCACGAGUUGUAGAUACAAUCUGUGUCUUUGCAGAUGCUUUCCAUGACUUCACAGUUGCUUUGGUGUUGCCAAAUAAGAAUAUUAUCAAGGAAUUAACUCAAAAGACCUUUGAAAAAGCUUGCAAGGACAUGGACGUGACAAAAAGCGUGCGGAAGAUAAUGGAGGAGAACGAAGGUGGGAUGAGCAAUAAAGAAAAGAUCAAACAUAUAGCAUUGGUCUCGGAUGAGUGGACACCAGAGAACGAAAUGCUUACAGCAGCACUUAAGCUUAAAAGGUCGAGUAUAUCUACUAGGUAUCAAGUUGUCAUUGAAAGUCUCUAUGCUCGUAAUUGA
Molecule: messenger RNA, 2049 nt
Organism: Entamoeba invadens IP1
Lineage: Eukaryota; Evosea; Mastigamoebida; Endamoebidae
Product: long-chain-fatty-acid--CoA ligase, putative
Exons: 1
Coding region: 1-2049 (682 amino acids)
Biological process (GO): long-chain fatty-acyl-CoA metabolic process; long-chain fatty acid metabolic process
Cellular component (GO): plasma membrane; lipid droplet; endoplasmic reticulum
Molecular function (GO): long-chain fatty acid-CoA ligase activity
Source: RefSeq, a predicted model, not a curated record